Sturnus vulgaris (Common starling) is the source of this 618-nucleotide messenger RNA. The record is from RefSeq and is a predicted model, not a curated record. NCBI's taxonomy places the organism in Eukaryota, Metazoa, Chordata, Aves, Passeriformes, Sturnidae.
AUGAACCUAAAAUCUCUGCCCUGUGCAUCCAGUGCUCGGGGAUCCACAGGACCCCCCAAAAUCCCCCCGAACCCCCCCAGGGCCCAGCGCGAGAGUUGGAUCCGAGCCAAGUACGUGGAGAAGAAAUUCCUGCAGGGCGUGCCCGGCCACGCCCCCCGGCCCCGCCCACCGCGCCUCGGCCCCGCCCCCGGCACAGGCCCCGCCCCCGCUCCGCCCCCAGACCCGGCUGAGCCCGAGGGCGCCCCCUGCCUGCACCCCGGGGCUCUGCUCUUCUGGGCCACCAAGCGCCGCCGUUUGGCCACCAUGGCCGACGCGCUGGCCCACGGCGCCGACCCCGGCUGGGUCAACACGGCCGAGGGCAACCGGACCCCCCUGCUGGAGGCCGUGGCCGUGAAUUCCCUGCUGGCCUGCGAGUUCCUGCUGCAGAACGGAGCCAGCGUCAACCAGAGCGACAGCCACGGGCGGGGGCCGCUGCACCACGCCACCAUGCUGGGACACACCGGCCUGGCCUGCCUGUUCCUGAAGCGGGGGGCCGACGUCAACGCGGUGGACGCGGACGGGAGGGACCCCCUGACCAUCGCCAUGGACUCGGCCAACGCCGACAUCGUCACCCUGUGA